Messenger RNA from Acytostelium subglobosum LB1, 2664 nucleotides. RefSeq lists its product as hypothetical. NCBI's taxonomy places the organism in Eukaryota, Evosea, Eumycetozoa, Acytosteliales, Acytosteliaceae. Gene Ontology annotation, molecular function: metal ion binding; 5'-3' DNA exonuclease activity; 5'-flap endonuclease activity. The transcript has 7 exons. The record is from RefSeq and is a predicted model, not a curated record. The coding region runs from base 1 to 2664 and encodes 887 amino acids.
AUGGGAAUAUCUGGACUGCUGCCAUUGCUCUCUCCUGUGACGAGGAGGGUGCACAUCAGAGAGUAUGCCAACAAACGCGUGGGAAUCGAUGGCUACUGUUGGCUACACAAAGCAGUCUAUCCAUGCAGUCAAGAGCUCUGUCAAGGUAUACCAACUACAAAAUAUAUAUCAUAUUGCGUGUCAUUGUUGACAAUGUUGUGCAGUAACAAGGUGAUACCAGUGUUGGUGUUUGAUGGAGGACCAUUACCAAACAAGAAGGUGACAGAGGAUGAUAGAAGAUCAAAGAGAGACCAGAUGAGAGCAAAGGCUAAUGCAUAUUUGAUGGAGGGUAACCAUUAUGAAGCGAAUCGAUGCUUCCAAAAGGCUGUUGACGUCACACCUUUUAUGGCGUUCCAACUGAUCAAAGUACUGAGACAGAUGAACAUUGAGUACCUUGUGGCACCCUACGAAGCCGAUGCACAGUUGGCAUAUCUCGCCGUCUCUGGACAGAUCGAUGCUGUACUCACAGAGGAUUCUGAUCUCGUUGCAUAUGGCACACCCAAUAUGCUGUUCAAGAUGGAUAGAGAUGGAUAUUGUCAGGAGAUCAAGACAGAGGACAUUGGAACUUGUGUUGGCAAGGACUACGAUCUUACUGACUUUACGUUGACAAUGCUGCGACACAUGUGUAUCCUCUCUGGCUGUGACUACCUCCCCUCUCUCACUGGUAUGGGCAUCAAGACAGCCUAUAAAUAUGUCAAGAGGCAUCGAGAUAUUGAGAAGAUAUUCAGAGCACUAAAGAGUGAGAAGGGAAUGCAAGAGGAAUAUAGAAUAUCAUUCUACAAGGCAGACUAUACGUUCAGACAUCAAUUGGUGUAUGAUCCAGUCAACAAGGAGAUUGUACACUUCUCACCAAUAGACAAAGAGAAGCUGGCAUCAAUGUUUGACACGACAGACUUCCUCGGAGAGUAUAUCGAGAGUGAGAUCGCCGAGAAGAUUGCAAUCGCCGUCGUUGAUCCACAGACAAAGCAACCAUUCGAUAACAGUGUCUCGUUCACAUUCACCUUUAAACCUCAGCCAAAGAAAGGUGGAUCCUAUUCAUCAGUCUCUGAAGCCAAUCAAAUCACGCAAUAUUUUAAUGUACAAAAGAAAGACAAACAACAACAACAACAAACACCUGUAAAAAGCAAGAACAAACCAGAUCCAUUCGAACUUGAGAGCGAUAUUGAGGAGGAGGCAUUGAACUCUUUGGACAAGAAUGAUGGAGACACUGACUCACGUAUGUACCAUCAUCCCAUCCAACCACCGUCCAGUCCCGCCCAGUCCAAUCCUGUCCUGUCCACCACCAAUCUAACGACCAUGGUUAUUACAACCUUUACUGCCACUACAGCGCCAACCAAGACAAUGACAAGCAAAUUCUUAUCAAAUGUCCAAUUGGAGGACAGCUUUGACUUUGAUUUCGAUGAGCUCGAGGAAAUGGACGAUGGAGGCAAUGGAACAACGUCAUCUCCUAUUAUGUCAUCAGCAGUGGCGACAACAUCAACAUCAUCAACGACAACGACAUCUAUGCAAUCAUCAUCAUUUUUAUCUACAACAUCAACUACCUCCACGACCACUACCAACGCAAACAAGUCAUUCAAGAAGAAUACAUUGCUCACAGAGGACAGGCUCACACUCAACAUGUUUGAACAGUUUAUGUACGGCAAGAAGAAGGAGAGCACAGUGCUAAAGUCCACAGCAGUAGCGGCUGCAACAACUGUCAGCAAUAGGUCAUUCAAUGUCAAUAUCAAUGGCAACACUAGCAACAACAACAACAACAUCUUCAAUAAUGACAGUGGCGGCAUCAACAACAACAACACGAACAACACUCAGGACUAUGAGGAACCCAAUGAUGACACUGGAUCUGGAUCAUUCCAGGACAACAAGAGAAAGUCACUUUUGUUCUCUUCGACUUCAUCAACAUCAUUGACAUCAUCUCCACAGAUACAAUCAUUCACUUUCAAGCGCAAAGAAACAUUCUCCACGACCGACUCCCCAAAUGGAACAAAGAAAACGAAAUUCACUCCAUUGUCCACACCUUCGUCACCAGAUGGAUCUAGGACCGAUACUCAAGAGGACGACAGCUUCAUCUUUGCCAAACCCAAGAAAUCCAGUAGUUUGCCCUCAUUCAACUCGGACUCUAUCUUUGAGAGUGACAAUGAAGAAGUCGACAACAGCAACAUCAACAACAAUGAUGAUGAUAACCAAUCAUCAUUCUUUCAAUCAUCAAAGGUGGUGCGAUUGGGUAAUGACCUGAUAUCGACCAUCAACGACAACAACAACAUCAUCAACAAUAUCUCAUCAAUCAGCACCGCCACAGUCGCCACUGCUGCCACCAUGACGACACCCACACCACCCCGAGCCAACAACCAACUCACAACACCUACCCUUUUAAGCGACAGCAAGAUGUCAUUCAUGACACCCUCCAAGACACCCUCCAAGACCAGUCUACAAGAGGUGCCAUCCACCAGCGAACGUAAAUAUGUCAGCACGACUGACGAGAUCAUGGCCAAGUACUUCACAUCUCCGUCAAGGUCAGCAGCGGCUGCUGCAGCAGGCAGCACCAUUGGUAGAGAUACACCCGACACUGGCCUCUCAUCCUGGCGAGCCAGACUCUCGCACAAGUAUAGACAGUCCUUGGACAAAUAA